Molecule: messenger RNA, 195 nt
Organism: Funneliformis caledonium
Lineage: Eukaryota; Fungi; Glomeromycota; Glomeromycetes; Glomerales; Glomeraceae
Source: the annotation of a GenBank genome assembly
AUGGUUACAAUAGUAGGAAUCGUACUUAUUUACUCGGAAAUCCUAACAAAUAUUUUGGAAGGAAAAGAAGUAUGGACGAACCAAAAUAGUACAUGGAUGCAAUUAGAAAAUAAUUCCUUUGAUAGAAGUGUUUAUAGUUAUGCGGAAGAUAUUAAUCAGAAUCAAGCACAAAGGACAUAUCAUUUUCAAGUCUAA